Molecule: messenger RNA, 440 nt
Organism: Rhopalosiphum maidis (corn leaf aphid)
Lineage: Eukaryota; Metazoa; Arthropoda; Insecta; Hemiptera; Aphididae
Product: zinc finger protein 668-like
Exons: 2
Coding region: 57-440 (127 amino acids)
Biological process (GO): regulation of transcription by RNA polymerase II
Molecular function (GO): RNA polymerase II cis-regulatory region sequence-specific DNA binding; DNA-binding transcription factor activity
Source: RefSeq, a predicted model, not a curated record
CUUCAUGUUUAAUUUUUAAAUAUUAUUUUUUUUCUUUUACUAUUACCUUAAACAACAUGUUUAAAUGCGAACAGUGUCCGUCGGUUUUCAUACGUAAAGAUAAUUUAGUGAGACAUGGAAAAAUUCACGAUGGUGUUCGUUUCACGUGCACUAUCUGCGCGUCAUCGUUCAGUGUCAUGUCAAAUCUUAAGAGGCAUGAGAAAAAUACUCAUGGCAUCGUUCAGGCUCAUCGUCAGCCUGCACCGGUUGUUGCUCAACCCACUCGACAGAGUGUCAUACAGUUCGCGCCUCGCGUUGCCUCACAGGGCGACAUACAGAUUCCCCCUCAAAUUUUCAUCCCUGAUAUCCCAGCUGAUGGCUCGAACAUGGUAUCCGAGGACGAGAUUUGCAUGGCAGCUAUGGAAGAAUUUGAAAAAGUUCAAGACGAUAAUACAGGUUAG